Molecule: messenger RNA, 501 nt
Organism: Ciona intestinalis (vase tunicate)
Lineage: Eukaryota; Metazoa; Chordata; Ascidiacea; Phlebobranchia; Cionidae
Source: RefSeq, a predicted model, not a curated record
ACGGGGACGGGGACGGGGACGGGGACGGGAACCGGGACGGGAACCGGGACGGGAACCGGGACGGGAACCGGGACGGGAACCGGGACGGGAACGGGAACAGGAACAGGGACCGAUGACACGAACAUUUGCUCACUGUCCAAGGUCGACGGAAUGCUAAAGUUCGGAGACGAAAUCUUCAUAUUUCUGGAAAGUCAAUUUUGGCGCUGGAAUAUAGUUACUGGCAGCAAAAGUGGACCUUAUCCAAUAAACAGUCAAUGGCCGGAUUUGCCCGAUUCGAUUGACGCUGUGUAUCGAAAACCGAACGAUGGACCUCUUGUGUUUUUCAAAGGUACCCGAUAUUGGAUGUUUUCGGGAGAAAGGCUAAUGGCAGGUUAUCCGAAGCAAGUGAGUACAUUGGGUCUUCCUGCGGAUGCCAACUUUAAGAUGGAUGCCGCGCUUAAUUGGCUGCGAUCCAAGAACAGGAAGCGUACUUACUUUUUUGUAGGAGAACAGUUUUAUAGG